This is a messenger RNA of Arachis duranensis, 2802 nucleotides long. RefSeq names its product glutamate receptor 3.6-like. Gene Ontology annotation, cellular component: plasma membrane. Bases 16 to 2802 code for a protein of 928 amino acids. The record is from RefSeq and is a predicted model, not a curated record. Gene Ontology annotation, molecular function: glutamate-gated receptor activity; G protein-coupled receptor activity. Lineage: Eukaryota; Viridiplantae; Streptophyta; Magnoliopsida; Fabales; Fabaceae. The transcript has 8 exons. Gene Ontology annotation, biological process: G protein-coupled receptor signaling pathway.
AAGCUUAACAUCUCUAUGCAAGACACAAAACUAUCAACUGGAUUUCUAGGAAUCAUUGACUCAUUGCUAUUGAUGGAGAAAGGCACUGCAGCCAUAAUUGGUCCACAAUACUCAGUAAUGGCACAUGUAAUCUCACACAUUGCAAAUGAGAUGCAAGUUCCUCUCUUAUCAUUUGCAGCAACAGAUCCUACACUCACUUCUCUUCAAUUUCCAUAUUUUGUUAGAACAACACAGAGUGAUCUUUAUCAAAUGUCUGCAGUAGCAGAUGUUAUUGAUCAAUUCCAAUGGAGAGAUGUGAUUGCAAUCUUCAUUGAUGAUGAUCAUGGAAGAAAUGGGGUUGCUGCAUUAGGUGAUAAGCUUGCCGAAAAACGUUGCAAGAUAUCACACAAAGCAGCCCUUAAGCCUGAUGAUAGCAAUGUCAACAAGGAAGAAAUCAAUAGUGCAUUAGUUAAAAUUGCUUUAAUGGAGUCUAGGGUUAUAGUUCUUCACAUUUACCCUUCUUUUGGCCUUGAAGUUCUUCAUAUUGCACAAUCAUUAGGCAUGAUGGGAAGUGGUUAUGUGUGGAUAGUCACUGAUUGGCUCACAACUGCUCUUGAUUCUGAUCCAUCAUUGGCCACAACUUCAAUCAUGAAUGAUAUGCAAGGUGUUAUCACCUUGAGAAUGUACACACCAGAUUCAAGAAUCAAGAGCAAUUUUGAGUCUAGGUGGCCCAAACUAGCUCAUCAAAAUAAUGAUGAGGGUCCUUUUGGAUUGAACAUCUUUGGUUUAUAUGCUUAUGACACUGUUUGGACCUUAGCUUAUGCACUUGAUGCAUUCUUUAGAAGUGGUGGAACUUUGAAAUUUUCAAAUGAUUCAAGUCUAAACACUUUAAGGGGUGAUGGUGAUACCCUUCAUCUUGAUACAAUGGGAAUAAUGUUUCUAAAUGGUAGCAUGUUGCUUCAGAAGAUUCUAGAAGUUAAUCGAACGGGUUUAACAGGUCAAAUGAUGUUUUCUCAAGGUGGAAACCUAAUGAAUCCAUCAUAUGAGAUCAUUAAUGUGAUUGGAACUGGGGUUAGGAGGAUUGGAUUUUGGUCUAAUGCUUCUGGCCUUCACACUGGUGAACAAGUUCCAAACCAUGCAAAUUCAAGUGAAGGGCUUUAUGGUGUGAUAUGGCCUGGCCAAACAACACAAACACCUAGAGGUUGGGUUUUUGCCAACAAUGGAAAACAACUGAGAAUUGGGGUGCCACUUAGGGUUAGCUACCAUGAAUUUGUGUCAAGAACUAAAGGCACUGACAAGUUUAGUGGUUAUUGCAUUGAUGUGUUCACAGCUGCAUUGGAAUUGUUGCCUUAUCCAGUCCCAAAUAAGUUUAUUCCAUUUGGUGAUGGUAAAACCAAUCCAUUGAAUUCACUACUUCUUCAGAGGGUCACACUUGGUGAGUUUGAUGCUGUGGUGGGGGACAUUACCAUUACCACAAACAGAACUAAAAUUGUGGAUUUCACACAACCAUAUAUUGAAUCCGGUUUAGUUGUUGUGGCACCAAUAAGGAAGAUGAAAUCUAAUGCUUGGGCCUUUCUAAGACCAUUUACUCCAAUGAUGUGGCUUGUCACAGGAAUGUUUUUCUUAGCUGUUGGGGCUGUUGUUUGGAUUUUAGAACGUCGCUUGAAUGAUGAUUUUAGAGGCACUCCUAGGAGACAAUUUGUCACCAUUAUAUGGUUUAGCUUCUCAACCUUGUUCUUUGCACAUAGAGAGAAAACUGUUAGCACUCUUGGCCGAUUAGUCUUAAUCAUAUGGCUCUUUGUGGUUUUAAUACUGAAUUCAAGCUACAUUGCAAGCCUAACAUCAAUCCUCACAGUAGAACAACUCUCUUCCCCAAUUAAGGGGAUUGAAAGCUUAGCAACAAGCAAUGAACGAAUUGGUUACUUGAGAGGAUCAUUUACCGAGAAUUAUCUAACAGAUGAACUCAACAUACAUAGGUCAAGGCUUGUUCCUCUCAAUAACCCUUCAGAAUAUGAGAAGGCGUUGAAGGAUGGAGCUGCUAAUGGUGGUGUUGCUGCAAUCAUAGAUGAACGUGCAUACAUGGAGUUGUUCCUAGCAACUAGGUGUGAAUUUGGGAUUGUUGGUCAAGAGUUUACCAAGAUGGGAUGGGGCUUUGCCUUUCCAAGAGACUCUCCCUUAGCAAUUGACAUGUCAACAGCUAUUCUAAAACUAUCAGAGAAUGGUGAUCUUCAAAGGAUUCAUGACAAAUGGCUAACAAAAAGUGCUUGUAGCUCAGAAGGUGCAAAACAAGGCAUUGAUAGGCUUGAGACUAAGAGCUUUUGGGGCCUCUUCCUUCUUAUUGGCAUUGCAUGCUUCAUUGCUCUCCUUUGCCAUGUUAUUAGAAUGACCUACCGUUUUAAUAGGCAUUAUUCAAACAACACUAUUAGUAAUGACAACCUUGGAGGCUCAUCAUCAUCUUCUUCUUCUUGUUCUUCUCGUAUCAAAUCUUUCUUUUCAUUUGUCAAUGGAAGAGAAGAGGAAAAAGAGAUGGAAGAUAAAAAUGGGAAAAAGAGAAGGCGCAAAGAUAAUAGAGUGGCUCAUGAAGUAGAGGUUUCACCAUUGCAUGAAUCAAACAUGGAAGCUGAAUUAAACAUGAUAAAAAAUGAAACAGAAGAUUAUGUAAAUAGAUGUUCAGCUGAAGCAAAGCAAAUGUUGGAGGAUGUCCACGUAGCAAGUCAUGACCUGGACAUUAUGGAAAGAGAGGCAGCUGAGGUUCUAAAGGCUACCCAAUUGAAUUUGCAGGAAGCAGUUAAGCAAAGUAAAGAAAAAGUACAAAUGCGUUAG